Messenger RNA from Microthlaspi erraticum, 912 nucleotides. NCBI's taxonomy places the organism in Eukaryota, Viridiplantae, Streptophyta, Magnoliopsida, Brassicales, Brassicaceae. The record is from the annotation of a GenBank genome assembly.
AUGGAUAGCAUGAGUGAGGCAUUUGAUCAAAUGCAAAUGGUCAAGGAUGUUCUAGCCAACAGUGAUAAAGUUUCAGAGGUCCUACAAGAGUCUACUCAUCAGUUCAACCUGCUUACUUCACCCACCUUCCUACCAAAGGUCAAGGAUCAAGGGAAAUUCACUCUCCCUUGCACACUUGGGCAUCUUGAGAUUGACAAUGCCUUAGUGGAUUCUGGAGCAAGCAUCAAUCUGAUCUCUCUCUCCAUGGCAGAGAAGCUAGGCAUAGCUGGAGCCUUGCAGCGCCCUACUACUUCAAUCAUGUUUGGAGAUGCAACUUCUAAGUCUCCUCUUGGAGUGUUCAAGAACUAUCACUUGAAAAUUGGAGAAUGCAUCAUCCAAACUGAUCUCACUGUGAUGGAAAUGGAAGAAGAGAAGGAUUUGCCUCUGUUAUUGGGAACCCCUUUCCUUAGUACAGUUGGCGCUUCAAUUGACUUUCACAAGCAAGAAGUGAUCCUUCACAAGGUGAAUAGUUUGGUGUCAUAUCGCUUGCAGCCUAGAGGUUCAGACUUUUGUGCCACAAUUGACAGUACCAAUCUCAGUUCUAAGAGUCAUGGAGCUACAAAGGUUGUGAAGGAAAGGGUUGACAAGGAACCAAGAGUUGGGAAGGAUAAGGAUGAGAGAGGACCAAGGAUUGAGAAGCCACGUCUUGAGAGGGCUAGAGUUGAGAAACCACGAUCUGAUAGGCCAAGAGCUGAGAGACUUGUUCAAGCCCCUUGUGUGCUUGAUGAAGAGAGCCUUCAAGCUUUGUUUGAUGAGCCACUAGGAAGGGCUCUAAAAGAAGGGGAGGAUGUAGCCUCUAAGGCAAGACCAGGUAUAAAAGAAAGGAUCCACCAGCUCAGGCCCCUUCAGUCAAGCCAUCUCAGCUCACAAUGA